Molecule: messenger RNA, 300 nt
Organism: Effrenium voratum
Lineage: Eukaryota; Dinophyceae; Suessiales; Symbiodiniaceae
Source: the annotation of a GenBank genome assembly
AUGGCAUAUCGGUGUGGGCUCAAGGAGAAGACGCACAUUCUCACGGACAAUGCCACUCAGCACUUCGUGAGCUUUGCUGAGACGGACAGGGCCGGCGGACUCUGCCAGACUCUGGAGCAGAAUGUGGAGAAAGACUGCAACACCUGGUACGGAGAAACAGAAUGGAAAUGCGCUGGAGGUGUCUACAUCUUCAGCAAGGACAUGAAAGCUGCAAGCCGUGACAGUAUGACGUGGUGCGAUGACGAGGACCUGCUGAGCCGGGCUUGCCGAAAUCAGGGCUUUUCAAAUUUCCAACUUUAG